CUUGUCUCGCUUUUUGAGAAGUUGUCGAAGAAGUUCACCAAAAUUCUCAAAGACAUACAACUGAAUGAAAGCAAGACCAAUGGUGUGGAGCAGUCGGAUGUCAGUUCGGACUGCGAGACCAGUUCAUUGGCGCCCGAAUUAACGCAAGACAUGUCUAUUUUUGAAGAAGUAUUGCGAAUGAUUCUGGAGAUAAUCAACGCUUGUUUAGCCGCACAGUUGACUAAUAAUCCCAAUUUGGUCUAUACUUUACUAUACAAACGACAAGUGUUGGAACCGUUUCAUUCGCAUCCAUGCUUUCAGGACAUUGUUAUGAACAUUGAGACAGUUCUCACUUACUUCUCAAAUCGCAUUGAAGGCAUUGAUCGAAACCUUUCGGUUUCCGAAGUCUAUGAAAUCAUCCAACAGUCGUCUCUUCAGUGGCCUUCAGAUAGGCUUAAGAAAUUCCCAGAAUUGCGGUUUCGUUACGUGGAAGACGAACAGCCGGAGGAGUUCUUCAUUCCCUACAUUUGGUCUCUUGUGUUCCGUUCGUCACAUAUUUAUUGGAAUUCACAAAACAUUUUACUCUUUAAUCCCAACAGAAAUAAUUAAUUUAAAUUAUAUUCUAAUAUAGAUUUUAAUAUAUAUUUGAAUGAACGGAAAGGGUUUGUCAUGC
Messenger RNA from Medioppia subpectinata, 652 nucleotides. The record is from the annotation of a GenBank genome assembly. Lineage: Eukaryota; Metazoa; Arthropoda; Arachnida; Sarcoptiformes; Oppiidae.